Dendronephthya gigantea is the source of this 596-nucleotide messenger RNA. RefSeq lists its product as uncharacterized. The transcript is spliced from 4 exons. Lineage: Eukaryota; Metazoa; Cnidaria; Anthozoa; Malacalcyonacea; Nephtheidae. The record is from RefSeq and is a predicted model, not a curated record. Bases 18 to 596 code for a protein of 192 amino acids.
GGCAAAGUAGAUAAAACAUGCUUUUGUACGUAUUCAUUUUCUCACCUAAGGAACCAACUCGAAUAUUACUUGGUCAUGUUUCAAAGAGAAGGAGAGUUGGAACGGGGUACAAUGAAGUUUUGGCUAAUGAGGAAUUUGCUUAUGUCCCCUUAUUGGAAUCUUUAGAACAGUUGCUAAACCAACCAUCUGUUCUUAUACAGGUUUUAAACGGACAUGCAAGCACCGAUGGCUACAUGAGAGAUUUCUGCGAUGGCCAGUUAUAUAGAUGCCACCCCUUACUAUUAAGAAAUCCACAAGCAAUUCAAAUAAUUUUAUAUUAUGAUGAAUUAGAAAUUGUUAAUCCACUCGGAAGUAAGACUGGAAAGCACAAACUUGGUGCUUUCUACUACACAUUGGCCAACAUACACCCUGAACACAGGUCCCAGCUUCAGGCAAUCCAACUGGUUGCACUUGUUACUGUGCCCCUUGUUAAAAAGUAUGGAAUAGAUGCCAUAUUGGAGCCGUUUAUGAAUGAUCUGAAGGAACUUGAGAAGGAUGAGGGGCAUGGAUUUAAAAUUGAUGGCAGAAUACAACGACUACAAGGGACAAUCGUUUAA